This is a messenger RNA of Sungouiella intermedia, 1740 nucleotides long. NCBI's taxonomy places the organism in Eukaryota, Fungi, Ascomycota, Pichiomycetes, Serinales, Metschnikowiaceae. The record is from the annotation of a GenBank genome assembly.
AUGGCUAUUGACGCGCCAAUUGGACAUUCUGCGGAGAAGAGAAAUGAGUCUCCGAUAGUUUUCCCUACAUCAGGCCAAGAACUGAACGCUAUGGCGGAUGUCCUCAUUGAUAUCUUUCCUUUAGAUGUCGUAGGUAAUAUUUUUCUCUUCAUGACAAAGAAAGCAUUGAGAACUCUCUGCGAUGGAUUAUCAAACGACUCGGUACUCAGGCAACAUGCAAUCUCUGAAAUUUACAAACAUAUGAGAGUGACAACAUUGGACCAACUAGUCGAAGCUGCAAAUGACAAUGCUCACGUAGGGACGAUGCAAUUGCGUUACACGGACGAGUUCCUAUCAUUUUUCAAGGGAAAUCCGACUUUCACUUCUAACAUAUCCAAUGUUGAUAUCCUUGCUCUGCUUCCUUGUGACUACACUUUAGUCAAAGAGAUCCCGUUUCAAAGCAUUUCACGUGUCUGUUUAUAUGGCUUGAAAUCAUUUGAACCUUCAAGUGUUCCUCAGAAUGUGAAGCUGUUGGACCUUAAUUUCCUUUUUGACCAAAGUUCAGAGAAGAUAAAGGAGUGGCCACCUUCAUUGACUAGCUUAAAUAUCCAAGGACACAACGAUGUAGGACUCAUAGAGCUUCCACAGGGACUCAGAGAACUCUCCUGUCAAGUUCUGAAGGGGUUGUGGGAACUUUAUCCUCCAAAGCUCGCAAAAUUAGAGCUCUCUAGGUUAAAGCUGUUCCCAAAUCUGAUUCUCUUUCCGAAAUCGCUCCAUGAAUUGGAAAUCUCUGCUUGUCAGGGUCUUGAUGUUGAGAGAAUAGUGGCCAAUCUACCUCCGAAAUUGAAAAAGUUGUGCUUAGCGUACACCUUUGGUGGCUUGGCGUCAGAUCUCGAGUUUCCAGAUUCGAUCGAAGUUCUAGAACUCAGGAGCUGUAAAAUUGAGAGUCUCGAAGUCUUAAAGUUUCCCAAAUCUCUAAUUAAACUCAAGUUGAAUGGAAAUAGAAUCAAGAAGUUGGAAAACUUGCCCCAAUCACUCAAGGUACUACAUGUGCCAGGAUGCCCGAUCACUUCGUUUAAUGAUUGUGAGUUUCCUAGUCUGCUUCGAGAGCUAUAUGCUUACGGCAUUCUUCUUACCAGUUUGGAUGGGGUCACGUUUCCCGAUUUGGAAAUCCUAGACAUCGAAAUAACACCUAAAAAUGCGGGGCAAUGCAUCAAGAGUUUGAAGAAUGCCAAAUUUCCGAAUACACUCUUAUCACUAAGAGCCUAUGGACAUCAUGUCGGAGAUUAUCUGGAAACAAAAUUUCCCCAAGGCUUGUUGGAGUUGGAGAUAUCGGUCAAGGGGAAGCCACAGAAUAUAUCCUUCCCUCCGGAAUUGGAGUUGCUCAAGCUAAUACUAUCGAAUGGUCGAACUAGUCAGCUUUCUCAACUCAAUCUUCCAGCAACGUUACAAGAGCUUCAUAUUGAAAAUGGGAAAUGCUCUGAGUUCGACUGGAACCUUCCAGACUUGCAGAAUUUGACUUUGAUUAAUAUCAAAGGUCGAGUGAAUGUACCUUCGUCCGUCAGUAAACUAAUUAUUCGGGUUGGAGUGGCACAAUGGUUGGAGGGUAUGACAAUCUCUCGCGAAAUGGAUGAUUGUCAGAUUACAUGUCGACAUGGCAAUUUCAAUGAAGAGGUAACCAAACUCAUCGAAUGCUACACAGUUGAAAGGAUGACUCCAACUUUGAACUUACGUGAGUUCAAGCGGCGAAGGAUUAGUUAG